UAAAAAAUGGGAGGGCACACUUGAACCGAGCUGCUCUAUGAAGGUAGGCUGCAGCGUGUGUUUAUUGAUGAGAUGAAAAGAAGAUGGAAGUGAGAAAUGAAACAAAGUAAGGGAACAUAUUAAAAGAAGAAGGAAAAAAAAGACAUCAACUCAGCGCGCUUCGUCAGGGGGGGGAACGCCGUGGAAACGCUGUCGCCACUUUUUUUUUCUUCUUGUGAACGAGCUUCGAAGUGCAGAGCAACACAUGAUUUGGACAGAGAGGACUGACAGCCUUGCCUAGCACCAGGCCUCUGAUCAGCCAUCUCCACCAGCAAACUGAAGCUUGACCCGCACUUCAUCACCAGCCACACAAGCAUCUUCGUAACAAAACGUCAUCUAACUGUGACAUCAGUUGCAAGGGGAUGACCGAGCGCAUUCAUAACAUCAAUCUCCACAACUUCAGCAAUUCUGUACUUGAGACCCUCAAUGAGCAGCGCAACCGUGGGCACUUCUGUGACGUGACUGUUCGGAUCCAUGGAAGUAUGCUGCGAGCUCACCGGUGCGUGCUGGCUGCUGGAAGCCCCUUCUUUCAGGACAAGCUGCUCUUGGGCUACAGCGACAUUGAGAUCCCUUCUGUGGUCUCGGUACAAUCCAUCCAAAAGCUGAUAGACUUUAUGUACAGUGGGAUUCUGCGAGUGUCUCAAUCAGAGGCUCUGCAGAUCCUCACUGCUGCCAGCAUCCUUCAGAUUAAGACCGUCAUUGAUGAGUGCACACGGAUCGUGUCCCAGAACGUGGGCCUGGCUGGGCCAGGGGGGUUCCCUGUUAUACCGGGAGAUUCUGGUCAGGAAACACCCCGCGGCACUCCAGAGUCUGGCACCUCUGGGCCCAGCAGUGACGCAGAGUCAGGUUAUAUGCAAGCAACAUCACAGCAAAACGUGGAUCGUGCAUACACAUCUCUGUACUCCUACCCUGGCCUGUCUCUGCAGAACGGCACCCGCGAGCGCUCCCUUUACAUUAACCCUCUGUCGACGAAUUACGAUCCAAAUCUUAGCACUCAGAAGGACCAGCAAUCUCAAGAUCCGCCCUGGAUGAACCGCAUCCAGGAAAGAUCUCAGCAGGUUGAUCGCUUCAUCUCCACAGCCGAGUCCACUCACUGCCGCAAGCAACCACGACCGGUACGCAUACAAACAGGAGGCGUGAAAGUAAAGCAGGAAGAGGAUGAUGAGUACAGCUGCUAUGAAACUAUGGGGGACUGCCAGGACGACACUGACCAGAUUGAGGGUGUAGAGAGUGAAUCCAAGGUUGAAAGUUUUGACUCAGGGGUGAGCUCCUCCAUUAGUACUGAGCCAGAUACAAUGGAGCAGCAGCCAUACCUGACUGGCUUUAGCCGAGACGGUGGCGGGGAUGGGCAGCAAGGGGAAGGAGUUCCAGUGCAGAUAGAGGUCAAUGACUCGUCCCCAGAGCAAGUGCAAAAGACAGAGGACGGGGACACAUCCCACAGCACUAGUGAUAGUAGCAUGAUGCAGUCCCUGCAAAACUCAGUCAAACUCAGCCCUUUGUCCCAGUACAUGCGCCAGCCAGACACCAGCAAUCUAAGGAUGCCGCUCACCGUGACCAGCAAUUCCCAAGUGAUGGGCACUGCUGGAAGCACCUUCCUGCCCACACUCUUUCCUACACAGCCGGCUAGAGACCACAAGCCUUUCCUUUACCUUCCUGGCCAGCAGCAACCCCAGUUUGUGGCAGUGCCGCCCCCCGCAAUGCCAUCAUUCCCCAACCCUAUUUCGGUACCGCAAACGCCAGCUCAGCAGCAACAGGCUGCAGGAGGAAUUGGUCAGGGGGAAAAGAAGCCCUAUGAAUGCACUCUCUGCAGUAAAACCUUUACUGCCAAACAGAACUACGUCAAACACAUGUUUGUCCAUACUGGUGAGAAGCCUCAUCAAUGCAGCAUCUGCUGGCGCUCUUUCUCCCUGAAGGAUUACUUAAUAAAACAUAUGGUGACACACACGGGGGUGCGGGCCUACCAGUGCAGCAUCUGCAACAAGCGCUUCACCCAGAAGAGCUCUCUCAACGUCCACAUGCGGCUGCACCGUGGAGAGAAGUCCUAUGAGUGCUACAUCUGCAAGAAGAAGUUCUCACACAAGACCCUGCUGGAGAGGCACAUGGCCCUGCACAGCACAGCCAGCGCCAUCACUGGGCUGUCAGGGAGUGCAGUUACCCCGGGUCCUGUCUCCAUUCCCAUGCCUAUGGCUGUCCCUGAGCCCGGAGCUGGGGUGGUUGCCCUCGCCAUGCCAGUAAGUGGAGGUGCUGGAGUAGGGGCUGGGGUUGGAACAGGAGUGGGUGUAGCUGCAGAAGCGAGCUGCCAAGAAGGGACCACCUACGUAUGCUCCGUCUGCCCUGCCAAGUUUGACCAAAUGGAGCACUUCAAUGACCACAUGCGAAUGCAUGUCUCCGAUGGAUAAGUACAACUAGAUAAACUUCUUUCAAAAAGAAUGACAAAUAAAAUGGCACUAGAUUUUCCUUUUCUUAUUUUGAGGUAUGAAGAGUAAUGAGUAUAGACACUGGCACAUUAAGUUUCCCAAAAAAAAAGAUUUUUUUUUUCUGUUAUUCUAAAAGAAAAAAAAAGAUGGUGGCCUUAAGGCUUAGUAGUUUGAUAUUGAUCUACUGGAUGGAUCCUAACUACAGGCCUCUAAAUGUAUGCUUUCCUAAAAUACUGAUUUAUGUGUUGAACACUACCGAAAGGCCUACGAAAGAAACACAUACACACAAACACACCUUUUGUGUCGACAUGUCUGAAUGAAUAUACAUGUUUGAACGUUCGUGCAUUUGCCUGUCUGUUUAUCCAAGUGUGUGCGUGUGUGUGCGUUAUCGUGUGUGUGUGUGUAUGUGUGUGUGUGUGUGUACAUUGCCAUGAAAUAUAUAUCAUGGCAGUUGUGAACCCAUAUUGACCAGUUUGGAAACUUUAGAUGUCCAAGCUUACUGUGGUAUAAUUUACAACAACAAUAAUAAGAAAAAAAAAAACACCUGGGGUUGGGCUACAUAUUCCCUCUAAAAAUACUGAUGGUCACAAGAUUGCCUUCUUAUAUGAAAUAAAAAAAAAAGGAGAGUAGUUAAUUUGACACUGGGUUUUAUUUAUUCCUAUUGUAUUAAGGGAUUAUAAUGCAGCCAUUGUCAAGGUACCAAUUUCAAUCAUUGUCCUGAAAUGUAACACCCUCGUCAGCGGUGACGGGGGCAGAUAUUUCUCACAUGCUUUAUAAUUAUUGUCCAUGCAUUCUGAUGGUAAAGAUGACUAAAUUACGGUGUGUUGAUGAGACAGUAUUUGAGCAAAAAUCUGUUUCUUUUUUUCUGAAGUUUGGAGUUUAACUCAUUUGCAUACACUGCCACUAAUAUCUUCAAAAGACUGUUAAGGCUAUUAGACCUCUUCCAUGUCAAAACAUAAGAAAAAAAGAAAGAUUGUUUUUGCUGACGGUUUUUAUUUAGCCUUUCACGCUCAUAGUUUUGGCAGGUUGGAAUAUGCGACUAAACUCUCUCCUUCAUAAUUGCUGCUCCUCAACUUGCACCUGACUGUUAUGGGAUAUAGAUUAAAAAACAAACAAACAAAGAUUUGUCACUUCAACUAUCGUUGUUAUUGAGUAGCCGAUGUGGUUUUAAUUUGAUAAUUGAAUUUGAAUAUCGGGGAGGGGUUAGGCUAGUUGUUGAUUGAAACAGUGUUGUUUAGGAGUGGAUCAUUUAAUUUGAAUCAAAUUUGAAAUUAAAGGAAACGUCACCCCUGAUCACAGAGCACCUGUAUAACCUGUUUAAUGGUAUUGCAAAGCUAUUUCAGCAGAUGGGAGCUAAAUGCAUUGCUUUUCAUGUCCUAGCUCUCCCUGAAGGCUCAAAUAGCGUGCAGUGUUUUGAAAGGAAAUACAGUCUGAAAGCAAAACAAGUAGCUCCACUGACUGAUUGCUAUCACACUGUUUCAUGGUAUACCACAAGUUGCAAAUGGACUUUGUAGACAAUAGCAUACAUUCCUAAUUUUUCUAAAACCUAGACACAGCAUGUACAGAAUAGAUUUGGAAGCUAGUGUGUGCAAGUUGUCAUCCCUGCAUCACAUCACUUAAGGCUCAUUUCUGAUAUUUCAAUUCUUUUUUUUUGUUUUUAUUGCUUUUUAUCCAAAAUAGGACACACACAGACACACACACACAUACACUCGGACACACACACACACACACACACGCACACACAGACGCACGCACGCAACUGCCUGCAACUGCAAUCUGAAGGAUUUGCUCAUUUAUGUGAGCAAACGCUUUCGUAGUUGUAUUAUUAAAAGAAUAACUAACUGCAUACGGGGGUCUUAAAAAGACUCGCUGUCGAUUUUUUUAAAAAAAAAGUGCUACUUUGCACAUUUUCUUAAAAUGCCUGUGCUUGAUAUUUAAUCAUUUUCCUUAAAUGAACUAUGAUUUUCUUUUAUUCAAUUUCAAAGGAAAAAAAAAACAACUUUUUUUUUUAAAAAAUCUUGAUAAGUGGACUGCAUUAUUUUCUUGCAUAUAUGUUGCACUGCUUAAACCAAUAAGUGCACUACUGUUAACAGAGAUAUUAUAGUUUUAGAAAAGAGGAUUUUUUUUCUUUAAAUCUAACAUUUGGUUGUAGAGUUCACAUGUAAUAGAAUAGCUUUGUUUCAAUUUCUUCAUUAAGUACUUCAGCGAUUCUUGGCUUUUGUUAUUGCUUGCAGUUACCUACAGUAUAUAUACUUGUGCCGUGUUAAUGCAAGCACCUGUUUUUAUUUAAACCUGUACCAUUAUGUGUGCUCAUCUAUGUUUUAACCUUUGAAUUCACUCUUCUAUGGAGUCAGCUCCCUGUAACAGUUUUAUUCAACUGCAUUUCUUUAGUAACAGAGCAGAAUUUUCCUAUGAGAAACAUCCAAGCCAAACAACAUUAACAGUGCAACAACGACAGUAAUAAUAAACAAACUCCCGUCCGACGCUGUUGGCGGAGGUAAAAAAUAAUAAUAACUAUUAUUAUAUUAUUAAUAAUAAAACAUUUAUAAAGUGUGUGUGUGUAACAUAAAUGGUAUGUGUCCUAGAACAACUUUUUUCUGUGGGGUUUAAAGGUGUAGGGGAGGUGAUGGAAUGCGGCUUCUUUGAUAUCUGUCCGUCAGUCGUACACAGUUGUGUCCCUUCCUUAGUGUCCGUAUGUCUGUGAGUGUCUGUGUGUGGUAUAUAGCCUAAUCAAAAUGUUGAUAAGUGGAAUAUCUGAACUGUAGGGCUUCCUUUGCAAUAUGCAGCGCAGGUACUAUGAGAAGCAGCUCUCCAAACCUUUUGGGCUAAUAAGGCACCUGUAACAGUUGUUCGGAGGAUUUUACUCAAGCUUAGGUCAAGUACUGUUGACUUCACUGUACCAGAUUGGAGAAGUUGUGUCAAGCAUUUUUGAUGCUAAAUUUCAUAUAAUUGCUACUAGAUUUCACAUCACUGCCGAGUCGGUUUCAGAUGAAGUCAAGUGACGAACACGUGAGACCCGGUGAUGUCGGGAUUCUGGAUUCUCCUGGUCUGAAACUGAAAUAAAAAAAAUUAUAAAAAAAAUCGGCCACACUUUAGAAAUACACUGAAAAGCCGUGAGGUUAGUCCUCAGUAAAAGUAGCACAUUAUUUAACAUUUGAUUGGGCCCGUCUCUUACGGUGUGCAUAUAAGCCUAAACUACAUGGUUCCUGUUUGUAGCUGUUGUUGCCAGGAUGGCAAUAUUGCUGCAUGCUAGUGCUAUAUUUGUCUCUACACAGCACGUGGAGGGUAAUCUCAUGCCUUAACAGACAAUGCACUAAAUAGAAAUAUGUAAGCAACUGCCGAGAUCUCUUUCCAACAGUAUUGCCACACGUAUGGCGCACAGCUCAUGAUGUUGGUGUUUGUUGUCUGUUCAGUACCAAAUAAACACUGCCAAACUAACAUCAUCACUUCUUUAACAGCAAAGGCAGAGACAUUAAUGAAAUCGUUUCAGUGUAACGUGUGUAUUCAGUAAUCUAGCAUUCCUUCAUGGCACCGAAAUUUUUACAUAUUUUGUGUAAACACGUAUAUCAAAUGCACUAUUGACUGUAGCUAGAUGAGUACAACCAGCUUUGUGGUAUCAUUGGUCUAAAUAGUAGGUUAAGUAGCUUGAUGUUGGUUUUCUUUUCCUUUUCUCCUCCAAAUAUUUGAUUUCACAAGUUCACUAUCAAUCGUUUCUCUCUAUCACUUCUUUUGGAAUAACAAAAGUAGCCAAUCUCAACGUUAUCUGGAUGAGGGCUAAAUAACUCGUCCCGUCGUCAGUUGACUUCUUGUAUCAUAAGGUGUUUGAUAGCAGACCAGGCUCGGAAGGGGAAGCACCUUCUCUCCAGUGUGUUAUAACGUGCUUAGAGCAUACCCAGGCUUCCUCCCCCUCUGUCCCCUGUCGCAUUAGCAUCACACGCUCUUCACUGUCCAUAGCUAUAUAUUCCUUAUACUGCUUCAGAUACUCGUGGUGGUGCUUAAUUCUCUUUUCUCAGUGUUGCAAAAAAAAAAAAAACCCCAAAAAACCCCAAGUCAAAAAUUGUUGAAAAGUUGCAACAUUAUCCAGAAAAAAAAAAGUCCUUAUCUCAAUCGUGCUUCUUCUAGUUGUUAGACUAGACUUUAUGUUUGCAAAGUGUACGCAUAUUUUCCUGAACAAAACAUAUUGAAAAGUAGAUACUAGUCUUGAGCCUGCAGCUGUUUGUAUUGUGUUUCAGAUAUAUUCCUGUUUAUGUUUUGUUUAUCGUAGUGUAGAGACACAGGGUCUACAGUACAUUGUUGUCCUUCUUGCAGUAAGUUUAAUUCAUUGUUAUACUUCUUUAUUUCGGAGUUCCUUCUGCUUUUUUCUGGUGGUCAUAGUGGUGUUGUUUAUACAUACAUAGCUUCGCGCGACUGAAUAAAGAAUAGUCGGUUAUUUUUCACAGUGUAUUAUAUAUAUGCAUAUACGCUUUGCAUUUAGUUGAAAACAAGGAAAUGGAAGAUAGUAAUGGUGAGGGUGAUACUGAGUAAGGAACAGGUUCAUUUUAUUCUGAUAAGCAUGUGUCUGUCUUCCUGUUUGUCUUUAAGUCUGUCUCCACACAUUUUAAGUCAGAUUUCUUUUAUUUAGGCGCGAAUAAAGUCACAAAAGUAGAAAACACAUGAACGCAUUCAUAUAAUACUUAACAGCUUUUUUAUUCUUUUCGUUGCUUUUUUUGUCCUUCUACAGUACACAUAAGAAUGAAAUAGAUAACUUCUUACAAAUAAACUAUAUAUAUUUUAAGUAUCACCAUCUCCACACAGAUAAAGAAUACAUUUUCAGAUAGUUUGAUAAAAUUGCAGCUAGAAUAUACAAUACCUUGUGUGAUAUAGGGAGUACGCCUAUCAAGUGCCUAUCAGUACAUACAGCAACUAUACAGAAUAUUCAUAGUUUUUCUCUCCUACGUUGCACAAAUACAGAAUAUACACAGUGGACUAAUGAAAAAUAGACUAUUUAUACUAUUACUGCUAAAAACCUGGUGGUUGUGAGUGCAUAAGAGAACCCUUUAAAUACCUGAAAUGUUCUAUUCAUAUACAGUAAAGACUACAUCAGCUAGUUUUAUUUUUUAAACGUACAUGUAUACAGUUUGGAGGAUGAAAAGAUUUAAAAUGCAAUCGCGCACGCCUUUGAUUGGUUGGUUUAGAUGGCAGUUGGAAAUUAAAAUAUGAAAUCCUAAUACUGGAUAGCCAUUUUGUUUUCCUGUCACAUUGCUCUCUGUCAUAGAUGAGGCUUUUUUUUUUUUUUUUUUUUUCAGUUUUUCACAUUUGCAAACAAGCCAUAUACUGUACUGUACUGUAUGUUUGGGGAGAAAGGGCAGUGGCAUUUUGUGAACAGCAGGGGGAGCCACACAUCAGCCAGAAGAGGUGAAGUUUAAACGAACAAAAAAAACCAAGUUGAAUCGUUGAAUAUUUUUGAUUCUCUUUGUUGGUCAUUAUGGCCGUUGCAUUUUUCAUAUUACAAUAACAUCUAUGGGAAUGCCAGUAGUUGCCUCCUCUGAGAUUACAUGAAUGAAAUGGUUUGCAGUCUGUAGGAUCUGAAAGCUGCUUUAAGGUUCCUAGUUGGCUCCAAAGUACACUGUGUGCAAAUCACACCAGGCGUGCUUUGACCUUGAUGGCAGGCCCGUCCAAAUGCAAGCCAAUGCCCAAUUUCCCCACAAUGAUCAUUAAAGUUUUAUCUUAUCUUACAGCCUUGUUAUUUAUGUGCAGCUUGGAAUCGUAAAGGGCAAGCAACGAGCAAUGUGGUUAAAAAAAAAGAGAAAAGAAAAUGGUUAUUAAACAUUAGACUGGCCGGUUUUUAUCACCGCAAUUUGGAAAUAAAAAAUGAGAUGCCAAAUUGAAAGUUUUGGCUACAGAUAAACAGCUCUUCCCUGAACAGCAGUCUUUAGGUGCUUGGAUGAACAAAAACUAAGAGAAAAAUACGGCAGAAUGAAAAACCACAAAUCAAGUUUCAGGACCGAGUGGCUCUGAGAUAAAAGGUUUUGUGAUGGCUUAUUAUUUUGUCCCCUGUGGACUAAUUACCACAGUUUUCUCUCUAACCUUCUCCAUCCUAGUUACGGUGCCAAAUUUGGGGAGGAUGAGGGGAGACUUUAAAUUCUAAGAGUAAGAGGGAAGCAGACAAAUAUAAAGAAGAAAAAAAAAACUUCAUUUUUUUCUUAAAUGCGAAACAUUUUAUAACAUUAAAUGCAGCAUGCCAAAAGAAAGUGAUUGCCUUUAUUUUGAAUCUUUGAAUCCUCCAUAAUGCAUAGUUUUCAAUUAAAUUAGGAGAAAACAGCUAUGAUUAACAAAUAUACACUUAGUUUCAUAGACAUUUACUGUUAAAACGAAGCAUCACAAAUAUAGGCAAUGUGAUAUAGCUAGUCCCUGUCAUUCAACCAUCACACUAUGACAUCCUCAGAAACAGCAUCCGUUGUGUUUGAAAUUUAAGGGUUUUACAGACAUAAUGAAGCAGCUGUUCAGAUUUUCAAGUAGACACAGCUAUACUAAGCUAUUACAAUAUCUAGAUUAUAUUUACUAUUCUCCGAACAUGCAGUUAUUACUCUACCCCAGAUGUGUUGUUUUAAAAAUAAAACACCAUCUUCAGGUAACUACCAUCGAACAGUCCAAAUAAAGCAUGCAGUCCUGUCUACACAGCUUUUUUGUUUUUUUUCAGUGGGGGAGUACUUUGUUAUCGAGUCCCUCGAUAACACGCAUUCAGUAUCUUUUCUUUAUCACACUGAUGAGGGGACUUGGACUCUGAAGAAUAAACACUGAGCCUCUUUGUAUUCUCAGUCACUCUAGUCUUUUUGGCUUAGUUCAGCUGGAUGAGACGAUUAGGUUAAAAAGUGUGCAGCAGCGUUAACUAAAAACAUGCAUUCCUGUUCAAGAGCAGCACAUUCCAACUCAAACCAAACAUUAAGGAGAAUUCCCAGCACUUAAUCGUUUUUACAAAUCCGCCGACCGUGUGGUAGCAAACUUGCUUAUCACAAGUUUAGCAAAAAUUUACAUUUCCCUAAAAAUGAUCCCAUUUCAUUUAUUUAUUUCUUAAAAAAAUUUUUUAGAUCUCAUCUCGACAUUUAUUUCAAACUUUGCCAUGAGAUCACAAACCCUUAUAAGCUCUGACCACAGCUAACGCUUGUGCGGACUGGUUUUAUAGACAACAUAUACACUAUGCUAUCGUUCUGCCUCUCUCUCUGUGUAGGUCACUCUUUAAUAGUGCAGAGACAUUAAAAAAAAAAGGAAAAAAAGUCGAGGUUCCUUGCCGUGAUGUUGGCCGUGGUCUCGGCCAGCUCGUGGUCUGCCAUCACUGAAGACUUAGAUGAAAAAUUUCAGCACUGUAUCUUCAUAAAAUGGGCAGGUAGGGGUAAUUAGCAAAACGGGGCCAUGGUAAUCAUUAGAAGUUAAAUAAAACAAACAAACCAAAGAAAAGGUUAGGACAAUUUUAAGUUUUUGAAGAAAUUAAUAUUUCUUUAUAAUGUGUGUGGGGUUCCUACAAUUGGGCUAGAUUGCCACCGUUAUUAUUAUUAUUACUAUUAUUAAUAUUAAUAUUAAUAUGAUUGAUUUUCUUUGUUUUUAAUCUCAUGGCAGGGUGCUUGUGAAAAUGCAUAUACGUUAUGUCACUUGUUUAUAGUUUUGUGGUUGUGUUAAUUUGCCUAUUGUAGACCAAAAUAGAUUUUCUUUUUUUAAAAAUAAGAAAUGCAACAAAACAUAAAAAUGAAUCUGACACAAUAGCUGUGAUGUAAACUAUUGCAUGUUAAAACAUGUAUAAGAUUGUAAAUGUUGCAUUGUUCCUCUGGCAAAACAUAAUAAUCAUUGGUUACGUCUUCUAUACACACAUUUAGCAAAUCAGUGUACACCUUUUCACCUUCACAUUGGAUUGUGUUUAAUAUAUUUAAGGCUGUCCCUAGUAACUAAUCUGACAUUGUAACUUAAGAGUACAUUCAGCCAUUUAUACUUGAGAUGGACCAAGAUGUUAAGUUUGCACAUAUUUGUAAGUUGUUUAUUAAGCCAAAAAAAAAAAAUGGAAAAAAAAAAUUAUACACAACUUUAAGUCUCAGCAACUCAAAUCUAGUUUAGGUGCUUGUCACCUAUUAACAAAUCGACCUUAAUGUUCGCUGAAAGAAAGGCUACAAAGCCAGCUGUCACUGCGCAACAAAAGUAAAUUCAAACCAAACUGUAAGAUGGAUUUCAACAUCGCGAUGUGAUUAGGUAUUAUUUAUCAAAGUGAUUCAAAAAAAGAGGGGAAAAAAGAGUAUAUUUUUGUAAUAGCAAAUGUAAAUCAUUUGGCAACAAUUAGUUUUAUAACUAUGAGGUCCAAAUCUGGGUAAAAUCUGCUGUAUUUGUUCAUCCUGUGUAUUCAAAAUAGGAAAUUGAAUUACUGUAAUUCAGGCAGGGUUUUUUUUUUUUUUUAAAUCAAAACCUGGGCCGAAAAUAUUAACAUUUAAAAUCCAAAAUUACACGCACCCUUUUUAAAAAGCAGCUUAGGUUUGAUUUUGAUUUUUCUUCUUCCAUCGUGCUUUCAGGCUUUUUGCUGUCAUAUCAUGUACCUAGAUGCUUUUGUAAACAUGCACAUGAGUUGAAAUUUGAGAUGUGGUUAUAAAUAUGUGUAUAUUUUGUCAGGCUUUUUUUUUUUUUUUUUUUUUUGCCUAUGUUAGCUUUUGAUUUUACUAUUUCCCUUCAUAAAAAAAAGAAAAAAAAUGACAUCUCUUAUAUAGUUAUGAACUUGGCAGAAGUGGAGCUGUUGUAGUAAAGUUAGUUAACAUCACAACUAAGCAACCCUGAAAUAUAUGCUGCAGUAAUGUGUUCAGUUUGUUUUUGAUAAUUUAUGCUCCAAGUUGGUUUGUAUGUUGUUAUUAUUGUUGUUAUGAAACAAGCUUGUAUGAAAUGUAUUGACUGCUGUUUUGAAAUAGGGGAUAAAGUUUUUUUUCUUUUUUCUUUUUUUUUAAAUGUAUGUGCAAGGAUGUUUUUAUAAUAUGAUUUGUCAAACACUGGACUGGAGUGAGUUUUCCAACAUUUCCAAGUUGAGAGAUGUAUUUGACAGACAUAACUGCACAGGCAACACCCGUUAGCACCGAUGUGAGCUGACAGACAAAGCACACCCUCCCCCCGCUGUACACGGGAGGGUGAGUAACAUGGCCGCCAUCCUCCCGAUCAAAAUAGGAGUUAUUUGGAUAUAAGGAGUUACCAUAUUUCCUUUUGUGCUGGUUAAUUGCAUUCAGUAGGUGAUGGGUUAUAUAUAAAUAUAUAUAUAUAUAUUUAAUAGGAACUAUUUAUUAGGGAUGUCCUUCAAAAUUGUUGUUAUGGCAUAGACUGGUGACAGAUUUGUCUUUCUUUUCUGGAAAAGAAAAUUCAUAAAGGGAUACCACUUCACAGCUAAGUAGUUGUCAGAAUCACCCGAUAUGUAGAGCAGAUUUAACAGUUGCCUCUCAUUACACCUACCACCACUUCUCAAACCAGAUAAGAGAUUUGCACUAGACUGAUUUUGGUCUUAUUCUAUCAAAAGCAAUAUAAUUCACACGACACAUAUUUGAACCAUAGUAUGGGACGCUUGUCCCCACCAUGGGAAUGCUGAGUAAAUGGUGAUAUUUGACGUGUUUUACUUUGUUUUUUUUUGUAUUCAAAGGUACAGAAUUGGUUUUUUAAAUGCACAUGACAUCCAUAUAUUGCUGUUUGUAGCAGGGUUCUGUUUUUUCUCCCCUCGCCCCUUUUUCCUUCUUCUUCUUCUCCUUUUUUUUAUGUUAAAUUUACCCAGCAGUACCCUGAAUAUUAGUGUCCAGAUUUGAGGGGCAUUAAAACUGUUGUUUCCUCCUGUGAUUGUUUUGGACAAAUCAAGCAGCUCUUACAGAUCCGAAGUGAGAGUAGGGAUGUUAUGAGGGAUGGAAUCGUUCACCACGAGUCAGUCGUCUUCAUCACACAGCCAACAUGUUUAGAAAUAAACACAAAUGCCAAAAGAGAAACCCAGCUGUCCACCGUCGUGCACACCUUUCCCUUAAAAACUUUGAGUGAUAUUUUUCUGGGAUGUUACAGAAAAAAAAAAAAUGCUUUAAAACGAAACAAUAAUGAAAAAACGAAAAUCCAAAAUGCAUCUCUUUUUUUUCUUUUUUGUUCUUCUUUUCGUCAAUGAACGCACCAUCAUUGGCUGCUUAUGUAGAGAAGCCACCAAAAUGUAUCAUACGUCAUUUUCAAUUAGUGUCAUUUACCGACAGCAUUAGCGAUCGGCCCGAACGUCACUAUAUUUUUCUGAUAAAUAAGUGUAAAUUUUUCAAAAAUUCACAAAGAGCAAAACGUCACCAUUUUAUCUGGAUGUAGUAGCUUUCCUGUUUUCACCGCUUUGUGGUGUUGUUGAAAGAUGUUGCGGUUUGUCUAAAUUUGUUGCGUGUUAGAGGAAGCAUAAGUAUGUGCCUUCUUGUAAUCUCCUUGGUGAGCUUGUUAUUAUUGAGAAGCUGAAGCCAGCCAAUUGUGUUUGCACUAAAACCAAAUUGCUUUUUGUGAUGUAGACUAUUUAAGCAAGCUUGUUGCGUCACUUUAACCGUACAGUAUGCAUGAGGGUGAAAUUGGUAAGUCUAGGGCUAGAGCUCUCAUCUGUUGACCUGUAAACCAGUGCAGCUUAGAGGAUCUUGUGAAUAUAUCUUGGCUUAGUUUCGCAUUUAGUUUUCAAAUUCCAUCUCCUUACUCAUCCAGUUUUUCACAACAGUUAAAGGUAAAACGAAACAAAAACAGAAAAAACAACACAAAAAAAAUAUCAAAUAACACAUACCAUUGUACCGAUACAAUACAGCUUUUACUUUCACAUGCCACAGUUAGAGUUACACAACUGCAGAAGAGAUAUUCAUUUUUCUGAAUCCAUGGGAACGCAUGAGUAUACGAGGUCGCCUCGAGACUAUUGGUCAAAUUCAUUUAGGUCGUUUUUGAAGACUUGUAUUUAUUACAUAUUUCGUUGACAUCUAAGAAAGGCCUACAUCAUGCUUUUGAGUCUUACAAAUGCACCUUAUUCAUGUCAGUCCAUGUGGGGUAAAAAAGGAAAAAAAAAAAAGGCUGGCAGUGUAAUAUCUCUGAUUUUAGCACCUUACUACACAGCAUGUUUUCACUUUAUGCCAGUUUAACUAUUCUUCCAUAUGUAUGAUUUCAAAAAUAAAUCUCAUUCUUUGUGAAAUUGUUUCAUGGGAUGUGCCAAAGUUUGGAGGCGAUCUCCCAAGUGUUUAUGCUUAUCAUAUUUUUUUCUCUCCUCCUCCUCCAGUUAUAGCAAGGGUAUGUCAGAACUUUCCUAUAACAGUGUGUGGAAUCAAUUUAUCUCAGCAAACAGUAUCAUUACUUGCCAUUUUACAAUAAGCCCUGUAUUUCACAUAUAUUUACCAGUGAUGUG
Molecule: messenger RNA, 13824 nt
Organism: Pelmatolapia mariae (spotted tilapia)
Lineage: Eukaryota; Metazoa; Chordata; Actinopteri; Cichliformes; Cichlidae
Gene: zbtb20
Product: zinc finger and BTB domain containing 20
Exons: 4
Coding region: 402-2438 (678 amino acids)
Biological process (GO): regulation of transcription by RNA polymerase II
Molecular function (GO): DNA-binding transcription factor activity, RNA polymerase II-specific; RNA polymerase II cis-regulatory region sequence-specific DNA binding; protein binding
Source: RefSeq, a predicted model, not a curated record